Pipistrellus nathusii (Nathusius's pipistrelle) is the source of this 3405-nucleotide messenger RNA. The record is from the annotation of a GenBank genome assembly. Lineage: Eukaryota; Metazoa; Chordata; Mammalia; Chiroptera; Vespertilionidae.
AUGAUGACUUCGGUGAGCAGUGACCGUUCCCGAGGUGCUCGGGAAAAAACACAGAUUUCAGCGACACAGGCAACACAACUACAGAAACAAGUAGUACAGGUAACAGCUGAACAGAUGCGUCUCGCUCAGGUGAUCUUUGAUAAAAAUGAUUUAGAAUUUGAAGCUAAAGUUAAACAGCUUAUGGAAGUGACAGGAAAAAAUCAGGAUGAAUGCAUAGUUGCCCUACAUGAUUGUAAUGGAGAUGUGAACAAAGCUAUCAAUAUAUUGCUGGAAGGGAAUUCAGACACGACUUCAUGGGAGACUGUAGGGGGGAAGAAGAAGAAUUUUGGAAAAGAAAGUUCAGAAAACAAAGAGAAUAGAGAGAAGAGAAGUGAGAGAGAAGUGAGUCGUGGACGUGGAAACAACAACCGGAAAGGAAGAGGUGGCAAUCGUGGGAGAGAGUUUAGAGGUGAAGAGAAUGGAAUUGAUUGCAAUCAAGGGGACAAGCCUUCAGACCGUGGCAAGCGCACCCGUGGUAGAGGAUUUGGACGUGGCAGAGGGAGAGGGGCAGGAAGAGUCUCAAACCAAGGCAUGGGGACAUUUAAUCCUGCAGACUAUUCAGAGUCUCCAUCUAUAGAUGGGUGUGGGACAAAACCAGUAGUUUGGGAAGCUGCUCACAAUGGUGCGGAUGAGGGAAGUGAACUGGCAUCAAAUGCUCAAAAGGUAGCUCAGGAUCUGCCAAACAAUUCUUACGGACACAAAGGGGCCUGGAAGAAUUCUGUGGAAGAGUGGACAACGGAAGACUGGACUGAAGAUCUAUCUGAAACAAAGGUCUUCACUGCCUCAUCUGUUCCACAAGAGAAUCAUGUCACACCUGGGAAGAGCGUCGAUCUGGUAGCCUUGCUCCAGAAGCCUGUUCCUCCCAAUCAAGCCUCAGAAGUCAGCUCCUUGGAAAUUUCCCAACAGCAGGGCUUUGGCCAGGCCCUCGUCUUCACAAAUUCUCAGCACAGCAAUCAGAUGGCACCAGGGACUGGCAGCUCCACUGCUGUCAACUCCUACUCUCCUCAGAGUCUGUCAUCCGUCCUUGGUUCAGGAUUUGGAGAGCUUGCACCUUCAAAAAUGGCAAACACUACCAGCUCCCAGAUUUUGGACCAGUUGAAACCUCCAAAUUUGGGCCAGUUUACUACCACACCAAGUUUGCAGCAGAAUAGUACAAGUGCCCCCACAACCACUUCUUCUUGGGACCUCAAGCACUCAGCUACCCAGUCCUCAGUCCGUAGCCAUUUUGAUUUUAAAUCUCAGCCUGAACCAUCCCCAGUUCUUAGCCAGUUGAGCCAGCGACAGCAUCACCAGUCUCAGGCAAUCACUGUCCCUCCUCCUGGGUUGGAGUCCUUUCCUUCCCAGGUAAAACUCCGAGAAUCAGCACCCAGAGACGGCACCUCCACUGUGAACAAACUCUUGCAGCUCCCCAGCCUGACUGUCGAAAAUAUCUCUGUGUCUGCCCACCAACCACAGCCUAAACACAUCAAACUCCCUAAGCGGCGGAUACCUCCAGCUUCUAAGAUCCCAGCUUCUGCAGUAGAAAUGCCUGGUUCAGCAGAUGUCACAGGAUUAAAUGUUCAGUUUGGCGCCUUGGAAUUUGGAUCAGAAUCUUCGCUCUCUGAAUUUGGAUCUGCUGCAAGCAGUGAAAAUAGUAACCAGAGUCCCAUCAGCUUGUAUUCAAAGUCUUUAAGUGAUUCUUUGAAUACCUCUCUACCAAUGACCAGUGCAGUACAGAACUCCACCUAUACAACUUCAGUCAUUACCUCCUCCAGUCUGACCAGCUCAUCCCUGAGCUCCGCUAGUCCAGCAACAACAUCUUCCUCCUGUGACCAGAGUUCUGUGCAUAACAGGGUUGCAUACCAAAGCUCUGUGAGUCUGUCUGAGUCAGUUCCAGGAACUGUCACGAAUGGACACGGUGGUGGUCGAAGUCAGCAGACAGUAGACACUACUGCGUCUGUUCCUGCUCCAAAGACAACAGAUCCUCCCUCGACCCUCCCAUCUGUGGCCUCCCUGCCCAGCACCACCUCCUGCAGUACGCUUCUACCCUCUGCAUCUCAGCACACUGCCACUUUGCCCUCCUUGUCCCAGCCUGGUGACCUGUCCAGCACCCCCCUCUCUCAGCUUAGCAGUUCACUCUCCACCCAUCAGAGCAGCCUCUCCUCUGCGCACACAGCACUAUCCUCCAGCACGUCACACACACACACCAGUGUGGAGAACACCCCUUCCCUCCAGUCCUCUGCCACCUUCUCAAUGGCAGCAACCUCUGCCUCGAGUGCCACGUCCUCAGGACUCAGCCUGCCGAGCAGCAUGAACACAGCGAACAGCCUCUGCCUGGGCGGAACCACCGUGAGUGCCCCUAGCAGCAGUACCAGAGCCACGCCCUUGGUGACCUCAGGCAAAGCACCCCCCAACCUGCCCCAGGGGGUGCCACCCCUGCUACCCAACCAGUACCUCGUGGGCCCCGGAGGACUGCUUCCUGCCUACCCGAUCUAUGGCUAUGAUGAGCUCCAGAUGCUGCAGUCACGGCUGCCAGUGGAUUAUUAUGGAAUUCCCUUUGCUACACCCACAGCCCUUGCCAGCCGAGAUGGGAGCCUUGCUAGUAACCCAUAUUCAGGUGAUAUCACAAAGUUUGGUCGAGGUGACUCUGCAUCCCCUGCGCCUCCCACCACACUGGCUCAGGCACAGCAGAGCCAAUCCCAGGCCCAUCACACCCCCCAACAGCCCUUUCUGAAUCCUGCGCUGCCACCUGGCUAUAGCUACACUGGCCUUCCCUACUACACAGGCGUGCCCAGUGCCUUCCAGUAUGGACCCACCAUGUUUGUUCCACCGGCCUCAGCCAAGCAGCAUGGUGUGAACCUCAGCACUCCCCCGACCCCUUUCCAGCAGGCCAGUGGUUAUGGUCCACAUAGCUACAGCACAGGUUAUGAUGACCUGACCCAGGGGACAGCAGCGGGAGACUACACCAAGGGUGGCUAUGGUGGAUCAUCACAGGCACAAAGCAAGUCUGCAGGUUCUGGGCCUGGCAAAGGAGUGUCCGUGUCUUCAAGCACCACUGGCCUCCCUGACAUGACUGGUUCUGUCUACAAUAAGACUCAGACUUUUGAUAAGCAGGGAUUUCAUGCAGGGACCCCCCCACCGUUCAGCCUGCCCUCGGCCUUGGGUUCCACGGGGCCCCUGGCCCCUGGAGCAGCUGCUGGUUAUGCACCCCCACCAUUCUUGCACAUCCUUCCUGCCCACCAGCAGCCUCACUCACAGCUGUUACACCACCACCUUCCGCAGGAUGCCCAGAGUGGCUCGGGUCAGCGCAGCCAGCCCAGCUCCCUGCAGCCCAAGUCACAAGCCUCCAAACCUGCCUACGGCAACUCUCCAUACUGGACAAACUGA